AUGGAGCAGCCACCGGCAGCGCGGCGACUAACGCGCGACGAAUCCGAGGACAGUCCGGUCGAGUUCGUGGUGGUGGAGUCGGACGUAUCGAUGUCCGAUGCGGGACUCAGCUCGCCGGAGAAGAAACCGAAGAAGAAGCGCAGUGGCCUAUCAUUCAAGAAACUGCGCAGCAACGCGCAGAAGCUUAUACCGAAGCGAGGUCGAAAGGAUUCGUCGGCGAAAUCGUCCGAGACGAGCUCGCUCGGUGGUGAUUCGGGCAUGGUGAGUGGCGGUACGGAUGACUUGCUUCCGGCCACCCCUUCCCCACCUCCGCCUGCUUCACCAACGGGGACCGAGGCGUCUUUCGACACCGUACUGAAAUCGACCGAAAGCCUGCCGGCAAUCAAGGAGGAUCCGGUACGUGAGGCCGCACUGCUUGGUGCACGCUCGGACGAGGACAUACUGUUGGAUGGAAAGGACAAACAGCGGCAGAAAAAAGCGCGCAAGCCAAGCCGUGCGGCUAGUUUCAUGAAGAAGUUGGCUGGACGUUCCAAGUCGUCGAAGGUGGCGCCAAACCCGGAGGGAUCGCCGGCAGCUGGUGGAGCUUCCGAGGGUGACGAGAUAUCGUCCGGAACGUUGGAGACUCCGCUGAGCAUCAAGCGCCAAACGCCGGAAGGUGCCAUGUUUGUGUCGGGUGCCGAGCAGUACCAAAAUGGUGACCGGGACGACGGAACGUCGGUGGAUCCACCAUCGCCGAUUUUGGUGCGGCAGCUCGAUUCCGAACCGACGGCACUAAGGGCCAAACGGACUGAAAUGAAAAUCACGCUCACACGCAGCCUGGCUAAACCGUCGACCUCACUGGAAACCUCGCUGGACGGCGCAAACACUGAUGUGAACGAUGCGAUGCGAAGCAACGAUGGCGGUGGCAUGGGCAAUGGCCUGAACGUCACUCGGAACGCGGUGGCUGAGAACAGCAGGGAGCUCGCAAUCGACUCUAAACCAAUUAGCUCAGACAUCGUUUCUGUUCCGACACCGAGGGUAUCAAUCGGGAUUGAACAAUCGCCGCAGUUGAUCGCAGCCGUUCGUACGCAACAGUCAUCGUCAUCCACGUCAUCCGUUGAUACGCGUCUGUCCAGUCUGCUGAGCGGCGACUACAUCGCGGAGAUCAAUAAGUUUUCCAUCGAGAACAUUACCAACGCCGGCGCGGGUUUAGUAGCAGGAGGAGCAGGAGGAGGAGGAGUGGAAUUGCCACCAUUGCCGCAGCCACGUGCAUCGUUGUCGAUUCGGGAGCGAUUCUUCCAGCAGCCGGUAGUGACGAUCGAGUCGGCCCCAAACUUUGAUUCCCAGGACGUUGCACCACCGUCGUCGGUUGUCGUCGACGAGGAAAUAGACGGUUUUAUGAGGAAAGCGAGAGGAGCGAGUUCGGCCACCGGAUCCGGAGGAACAGCGCGUUCGAAAGGGGGCAGCAAGAGCCCGGCGACGGUUGACAAACCUACGGCGGGCGCCGCCAGUGGGCAGCAGCAAGACUUGUCGUCGUCGUCGGCCUCAUCGUCGACGUCGGCAAGUAAGGCAGCUUCUACGGUACGUACACAGGAAGCGGCUAAGCCAUAUCAGCUGGGUAACAGCCUAAAGAAUCCCAACAAUUCUGGAUUUAAAUCGAUCGAACAGCAGCAGCCGGCCGACCAGCAGCAGGAUCCAUUGCCAGUGAACGUCAGUGUGGACAGCAAGGGGAACGCGGAGAAGCAGGACGAGCAACAGGGCGACACCAUCCCAACCGAACCGACAAUAGUUUUCGAUAUCGGAACACAGGUACGCCCGGACAGAACCUCCACUAUCGUUAAGCCUGCUGGUGGCCGCUCAGCGGCCACAACGCUUGCCGUACCUUCCGCGGGACUGGAGAGCGGUGCCCAGUCGGGGACAUUUGCCUCGAUCGGUAGCACCUCACGCUCGCUUGACGAGCUGAUCGGCGUUGGAGGUGGUGGUUCGUACGACGACAAUAGUCAAAACAACACUAGCGAGGGUUCGCUACGGCGCAUUGCUUACGUCGAACAGCCGACCUUCUACACGCCAGAAGAGGAAGAGCUGCUGACAGGCAAGCCGCCACGAUCCUCCUCCUCCCUGCUGUCGAGCGCGCUCGAGUCCGGCGAGUAUUCGCUCGAGUCGGAGGACUACCUCGAGAGCAAGAUGUCCCCGCACGGUGAUCUGCUACUCGAGAAGGGGGCCUCCGACCAAUCGGCAACUAUGGCGACUGGACAGGCCGAGAAGCGUGAGCAUCUCUACAAAAUUCUCGUCAUCGGCGAACUCGGCACUGGCAAGACGUCCUUCAUCAAGCGGUAUGUGCAUCAGUUCUUCAGCCAAAACUAUCGCGCCACUAUCGGAGUGGACUUUGCGCUCAAAGUGCUCAACUGGGACCAGAACACGAUCAUCCGCCUCCAGCUGUGGGAUAUUGCCGGGCAGGAACGGUUUGGUAACAUGACCCGGGUAUACUACAAGGAAGCAGUAGGUGCAUUCAUCGUUUUCGACGUCACACGCAGUGCCACAUUCGACGCAGUGAUCAAGUGGAAAAACGAUCUCGACUCAAAAGUGCAACUUCCCGAUGGCAAACCUAUUCCGUGCAUACUCUUAGCCAACAAGAGUGACCAACAGAAGCAGGGAAUAGUGACGACACCCGCCAAACUGGACGAGUACGUCAAGGAGCACGGGUUCGCCGGAUGGUUCGAAACAUCGGCAAAGGAGAACGUUAACAUUGAAGAAGCGGCCAAAUCGUUAGUGAAUAAGAUUUUAAUGAAUGACAAACUGUUAAACACGGGUGAGGUUAUCGAUUCCGAACGGUUCGGCCUGAUUGGCGCAAAGACGGACACGAGUCAGAAGAAAUCCUGUGCUUGCUGA
Molecule: messenger RNA, 2868 nt
Organism: Anopheles marshallii
Lineage: Eukaryota; Metazoa; Arthropoda; Insecta; Diptera; Culicidae
Gene: Rab32
Exons: 7
Coding region: 1-2868 (955 amino acids)
Biological process (GO): vesicle-mediated transport
Cellular component (GO): trans-Golgi network; Golgi apparatus; vesicle
Molecular function (GO): GTP binding; GTPase activity
Source: RefSeq, a predicted model, not a curated record